GUUUAUUUUAAAGUUGACCAUAUAAGAGACUACACUAAAUGUCCAAAUGGAAUUAUAUGGUAUUUGUGAUUUUCCUCUCUGUGCCGGGGAAUAUGGAAAGCAGUUUCGAUCGGCUACGUUUCGGGGAGUCAUACACACCAUUUCAUUUUCCCUAUGUUCCCGAUAGCUAUCCCACAACUCCGGCUCCUGUCCCUCCACCAAAACAACGUCCGCCACCACCACCUCCACCUCCACCACCUCCACCUCCACCACCUCCAACUACAACACGUCCACCACCUACAACACCCACACCAACUACAACAACUACACCAAUUAGGUCACCUCCACCGCCUCCACCCUCUGUUCCACCACCUCCUGGUCCAGCGCCUGGAGUAUGGUAUCCGCUCCCCAUAUAUGGGAACCCACCACAAUUUGGAGAUCCGCCUGGAACGAACUUGCCAUCCAAUUCACAGACCAAUUCAGGAUUCCUCCCUCUCCCAGCGAUCUGCAAUCCGCCUUAUGAGACACAGAAUCAAAUUGGACAUCCACCAGAAUCACAGACGCCACCCAAUUCAGGAUUCGUUCCUCUCCCAGCGAUCUGGAAUCCGCCUUAUGAACCACCGAAUGAAGAUAGACAUCCUCCUGAAACACAGACGCCUCCUAAUUCAGGAAUCGUCCCUCCCCCAUCGAUCUGGAAUCCGCCUUAUGAACCACCGAAUCAAGAUGGACAUCCACCUGAAUCACAGACGCCCUCCAAUUCAGGAUUCGUCCCUCUCCCAGCGAUCUGCAAUGCACCGAAUCAAAUUGGACAUCCACCUGGAUCACAGAAGCCUCCUAAUUCAGAAAUAUACCCGCCAUCCACGGGCUGGAUUCCGCCAUCUGGGCCAAUAAAUCAAGGUGGACAUCCACCAGGGUCACUGUCGCCUCCUAAUUCUCGAUUCCCACCGGGAUCUAUUCCGCCUCUUGGAUCACCGAAUCAAAUUGGAUAUCCACCAGGAUCACAGAAGCCUCCUAGUUCCGGUAUAUACCCACCAUCAACGGACUGGACUUUGCCGUCUGGGCUACCAAAUCAAUGUGGAAAUCCACCAGGAUCAAUGGUGCCUCCAAUUUCUGUAUUGCCACCGGGCUCUAUGCCGCCUCUUGGAUCACCGAAUCAAAUUGGACAUCCACCUGGAUCACAGAUGCCUCCUAAUUCAGAAAUAUACCCGCCAUCCACGGGCUGGAUUCCGCCAUCUGGGCCAAUAAAUCAAGGUGGACAUCCACCAGGGUCACUGUCGCCUCCUAAUUCUCGAUUCCCACCGGGAUCUAUUCCGCCUCUUGGAUCACCGAAUCAAAUUGGAUAUCCACCAGGAUCACAGAAGCCUCCUAGUUCCGGUAUAUACCCACCAUCAACGGACUGGACUUUGCCAUCUGGGCUACCAAAUCAAUGUGGAAAUCCACCAGGAUCAAUGGUGCCUCCAACUUCUGUAUUGCCACCGGGCUCUAUGCCGCCUCUUGGAUCACCGAAUCAAAUUGGAUAUCCACCAGAAUCACAGAAGCCUCCUAAUUCCGGUAUAUAUCCCCCAUCAACGGGCUGGGCUUUGCCAUCUGGGCUACCAAAUCAAGGUGGAAAUCCACCAGGAUCAAUGGUGCCUCCAAUUUCUGUAUUGCCACCGGGCUCUAUUCCGCCUCUUCGACCACCAAUUCAAGGUGGACAUCCAAUAGGAUCACAGAAGCCUCCUAAUUCCGGUAUAUACCCCCCAUCCACGGGCUGGACUUGGCCAUCUGGGCUACCAAAUCAAGGUGGAAAUCCACCAGGAUCAAUGGUGCCUCCAAUUUCUGUAUUGCCACCGGGCUCUAUUCCGCCUCUUCGACCACCAAUUCAAGGUGGACAUCCGCCAGGAUCACAGAAGCCUCCUAAUUCCGGUAUAUACCCCCCAUCCACGGGCUGGACUUUGCCAUCUGGGCUACCAAAUCAUGGUGGAAAUCCACCAGGCUCAAUGGUGCCUCCGAUUUCUGUAUUGCCACCGGGCUCUAUUCCGCCUCUUCGACCACCAAUUCAAGGUGGACAUCCGCCAGGAUCACAGAAGCCUCCUAAUUCCGGUAUAUACCCCCCAUCCACGGGCUGGACUUUGCCAUCUGGGCUACCAAAUCAAGGUGGAAAUCCACCAGGCUCAAUGGUGCCUCCAAUUUCUGUAUUGCCACCGGGCUCUAUUCCGCCUCUUCGACCACCAAUUCAACGUGGACAUCCACCAGGAUCACAGAAGCCUCCUAAUUUUAAUAUAUACCCCCCAUCCGCGGGAUGGACUUUGCCAUCUGGGCUACCAAAUCAAGGUGGAAAUCCACAAGGCUCAAUGGUGCCUCCAAUUUCUGUAUUGCCACCGGGCUCUAUUCCGCCUCUUCGACCACCAAUUCAAGGUGGACAUCCACCAGAAUCACAGAAGCCUCCUAAUUCCGGUAUAUACCCCCCAUCCACGGGCUGGACUUUGCCAUCUGGGCUACCAAAUCAAGGUGGAAAUCCACCAGGCUCAAUGGUGCCUCCAAUUUCUGUAUUGCCACCGGGAUCUAUGCCGCCUCUUGGAUCACCGAAUCAAAUAGGAUAUCCACCAGGGUCACAGAAGCCUCCUAAUUCCGGUAUAUACCCCCCAUCCACGGGCUGGACUUUGCCAUCUGGGCUACCAAAUCAAGGUGGAAAUCCACCAGGCUCAAUGGUGCCUCCAAUUUCUGUAUUGCCACCGGGCUCUAUUCCGCCUCUUCGACCACCAAUUCAAGGUGGACAUCCGCCAGGAUCACAGAAGCCUCCUAAUUCCGGUAUAUACCCCCCAUCCACGGGCUGGACUUUGCCAUCUGGGCCACCAAAUCAAGGUGGAAAUCCACCAGGCUCAAUGGUGCCUCCAAUUUCUGUAUUGCCACCGGGAUCUAUGCCGCCUCUUGGAUCACCGAAUCAAAUAGGAUAUCCACCAGGGUCACAGAAGCCUCCUAAUUCCGGUAUAUACCCCCCAUCCACGGGCUGGACUUUGCCAUCUGGGCUACCAAAUCAAGGUGGAAAUCCACCAGGAUCAAUGGUGCCUCCAAUUUCUGUAUUGCCACCGGGAUCUAUUCCGCCUCUUCGACCACCAAAUCAGGGUAGACAUCCACCAGAAUCACAGAAGCCUCCUAAUUCAGGAAUAUACCCACCAUCACCGGGCGGGAUUUCGCCAUCUGGGCCACCAAAUCAAGGUGGAAAUCCACCAGGCUCAAUGGUGCCUCCAAUUUCUGUAUUGCCACCGGGAUCUAUGCCGCCUCUUGGAUCACCGAAUCAAAUAGGAUAUCCACCAGGGCCACAGAAGCCUCCUAAUUCCGGUAUAUACCCCCCAUCCACGGGAUGGACUUUGCCAUCUGGGCUACCAAAUCAAGGUGGAAGUCCACCAGGAUCAAUGGUGCCUCCGAUUUCUGUAUUGCCACCGGGAUCUAUUCCGCCUCUUCCACCACCAAAUCAGGGUAGACAUCCACCAGAAUCACAGAAGCCUCCUAAUUCAGGAAUAUACCCACCAUCACCGGGCGGGAUUUCGCCAUCUGGGCCACCAAAUCAAGGUGGAAAUACAGCAGGAUCACAGGUGCCUCCUGGUUCUGUAUUGCCACCGGGAUCUAUUCCGGUCCUUGGAUCACCGAAUCAAAUUGGCCGUCCAACAGGAUCACAGAUGGAUGCUAGUUCCAAUCUUCGUCCUCCACAACCUUCUGAGCCACAAAAGCCUAUCAAUGUGCCCAACCAGCCAGAUAAAAAUCCACCUGGGGGAGGCAACUUUAAUGUAAAUGACAUAAGCGUCGACCGGGCCAAUUAAAAAUUGUGCAACAAAAUUGAAAAAAUUACCUUUUACUUUUUCAAUUGAUGAACUAAUAAACAAGCGAUGCUCGUAAAAAUGAA
Molecule: messenger RNA, 3862 nt
Organism: Drosophila mauritiana
Lineage: Eukaryota; Metazoa; Arthropoda; Insecta; Diptera; Drosophilidae
Product: basic proline-rich protein
Exons: 2
Coding region: 39-3779 (1246 amino acids)
Source: RefSeq, a predicted model, not a curated record